AUGUUUUAUUUUAAAUCGCCAACCGAAGGAAUUAUCAUCAGUGCAACGAAUAUUAUUCUGUGGUAUGUCGCAAUGACGUGGCUGAACCAUGGAAUGGUCAUUGCCACACAAGGUGGGUAGGUCAAAGAGCUGAUAUAAGUGUCGGUGGUACAAAGAUAUAAUUGUACAGAGAGUAAAAACUUUAUGCUGUCCCCUGGUUAAUAUUUAAACCGAAAUAUUAUGCUGGCUUGGGUAUUUCAAUAGGGGGUGCAUCAUAUUAAACAUUCUGGGAACGCUCUUGGAGAUCUAUCUGUUCCUCGUGGUUUAUGACGGACUCAACAAAACCGACAGAAUCAGUUAAUCGUCUCCUUCUUCUCUUUACCCACUCCCCCACCCUUGACCAUAAGAUGCGGAUGUUUGCUCUCAUCUUUGCUGGGUAGGGCCUCGUUCUAUUUGUCUGUAAUUUAUGCUGAAUUGAAACUAUUGUGAAAGCGGCUGUGUGGCCAGUUACAUAGCAGACCGCUAUGUAAAAAAAAAAAAAAAAAAAAAAAAAAAAUUGAGUUUGUUGAUUCAUUGUCAAACACUGUUUGCAGCAAACAGAGCAAGCCGCAAACAAUAUAGUCUUUUUUGUUGUGGUACAUUAUAACUGACAAUGAAUGAGGUUGAGUAUCAUCUGGAGAAUUAUGGAGAUCGAGGAGGGUGUUAUCUCCGACCGAGGCGAAUAACAGCCUCCGAGAUCUCCAUAAUUCUUCAGAUGAUACGAAAGCCGAUUUCAAUAAUUGUGUUAUUAUUCAUUCAAAAUAAUUCCUAGUUUAAAAACAAGCUAAAACAUGUUUACCUCCAUCAAUGUUGAGUGCAUCUUCGAUAGUGCAUCUUUAUUGCCAAGUUUAGGAGAUAAAGGAUUGUUCAGUUCUGCAAAUAUUCUCCAAGUAGGAGAUGUCGCCCGUCGAGUUAUCUUCUUGCUGUUAUUGCUAUGCUUUUAGCCAAUAGUUCGCCUAUUUCUUCCUCGUGAAACGAAUGAAAUGUUCCGCCAUUUUGUACUCACUACAAAAACAACUCAACCUCGUCCCAGGUCUUCUCGGUUAACUGUUCAAUAAUCUAGCAAUUUUGCUGCACAGCUGACGUCAUUUUUCACACAUUGCAAAAAUUCUUCCAAAUUUGGUCGACAAUAGCUGGUGAUUAUGAAUUAUGCGUGGGAUUUUAGCAAAUCACCUUCGAUAAAGAGGCCUUUUUGCGAGAUUGAAAUUUCUUUAUUGACCAACAUAUAUACAAAAUGCAUACGUUUUUCUAAAAUAAGAUAUUAAUAAGAUAGUACGCGAGCUUUAUUAAAAUUAGCCGAAAAGGUGUGUUUGCAUGAGAGUAUGUAAACAUGGAUUUGACGUCAAGAUGUUUUGAUUUUCGCUCGCUAAUUACGCAAGCACGAAUUUGAAAAAGUUUUUGAAUUGAAAACUCGACAAGUUCGUUCCCUCGUCUGCUCAAACUUGGAAAAUUUUAAACAUGCUGUGUCAAUUUUUUUCGCUUAAGAAAAAUCCGUAUUUUGGAAAGCAUCAUUUUUGCAAAACAAGAACUGAUUACGCGAGCAAGAUUUCCUGUACAAGACUUCGCGACUGGCCGCGCCCGCUGUAAUUGGCCACAGCUGUUGCGGUCUCACCGCCUGCCAACGUUCUUUCUGUUUGUUUGUUUGUUUUUGGCGAAAAUAAUAAAAUAAGAAUUUCUCCUUUUAUCAGUGCCAUAACAAACAUUUUUUUUCUCGGGAAAGUUAAUUUAUAAAAGCAGUAGAAAUUUUUUUCCUGUAUUUGCAUAGCCUGAUAUGAACAGUCAUACAUUUACAUUUUAAAAAUAUUGGACUUGAAACAUUAUAAAUUUUAGUUGCUACACUGCAGAGAAAAAUACUAAGCUGUCUUCUCUGGUAGAGCCUUGUUUAUAAGCUUAUUGAACUGGCUAUUAUUUUAAUAAAACAACUACUUUCCGUUUUUUUUUGUUUAACUUUUUUUAAUGGAAACCUCCGAAUCAGCUCUCAAAAUCUAAAACUCAAAUAGAAUUUGCACGAUUGAACGAGAAUUUUUAGGGAUGAUCGAUUCUUCAAUGUGUAAGGAACAAACACAUGUCAGGGAUUUCUUUGUGUCUUUAAAAUUUUUUACCUAGGCGCAUAUAAUUUAAUGAUCGUCCGACUUCUUUAACCCUAUUUCCAACUUGUUCUGUAAAUAUUCCUUGCAAUCGAAAAUAACAAAGUCCCGGCACGUUAUUUUAACGUCAACUGAUCCAGUUUCGAAUUCGUCAAGGCCGAUGAAUAGAAGCACUGAAGACUCAUUCAUACAGGGUUAGCCUCGACCUAAAGUAACAUAUUCACAAAUACCGGCGAGAAAAUGGCUAAAUUUGAGUUUAAAACAAUAGACACAGCUGUACACAGGUCUUCUUCUGGCUGGAAUUUGUAAAUAUGAUUACUGUAACGAGAGGAAAUUUCACUGUGUCAAGCGGCUUUUCGGCCUGUCAAACCAAAUUGGCGGGAAAGUCGAAUUAGAAAAACAACGGAACUAAAGCUCUUCGCGAGGGCGCGAGAAUUAGCAAAUAGUGAUCUGCUAAUGGAAGUUAUUGACGGGGGAAACUGCAAUUCGGUAGAGCGACUGACUCGCUGCUGGCACUGGUUACUACUGCCAGAGGUACAGGGUUUAAUUUCCACGUCUCAAGGUACGAAGGUUGGACAAGAACUGAGACUUUUCUGUAAUGCUGCAACUUCUUUAUUGUAGAGUAAACCUCGUAGAAAGUACUUCACAUGUAAUCGUAGGUAAUCGUGCAGGUAAUCGCAGGCUAGGUAAUUGCAGGUUAGGUAAUCGAUUUACAACAGUUUAAGCACUACUCUUAUACAGUCUACAGUAAACACAGGCGUUCGAUUAUCACAAAGAACACAAAAACCUAUUCAAAAGUACACGUUCUAGCUGACCAACGCGUUACAAUUCGAUUGGUUAAAAGUCUUUUCCUUUAUGCUGAAAAUACAAUACUUCCUAUUUCGGUUCCUGGACUUUUAGAAAAACACAUGUUGUAAAUCAAGCUGAAUGAAUAGAGCAUAACAGUUGUUCUUUUGAAUUGUAAAAUAGUCGUCGUCUAACAAAGAGACACGUACAGAAGUACGCGUGUUCUAUUGAAAUUACAUGUCAGAUGUUCCAAUAUUUGUGCACAUGUCACCACAGGCGGCCCAGACGUAGUAUGUGUCUAAUGAAUAUAUUAAUAUUCACAUGGACAAAAUAGGAUGAGUCGUUGAAACUCCUAUGAACUAAAAUAGUCCAAAAGUCAAAAUAUAACAAAACAAAGUUAAGAUACCUUUAACUGAACGUAUCCUUGUCUUUCCUGGCCGGUUAAAGUGGCAUUUUGUUGAGUUUUGCAACUUUAGGUACUAUCCACUAAAGAAGAAUUAAAGGCUGGCUACAAAACAAACGGACCAUCUCCACGCGCCUUCACGCGAAGCGCUAUAAAUUUGAGAAUAAUCGACGAAUCCGCUUCAAAUUGCCAUCGGCUAAUCUGCAGGUAACGUGUGCUUCUUCUUCUUGCUCGCUAGCUCCACAAAACCCAUCGCUACUGCACAAUAAUCGCUCGCUCAUCAACAAACACUGUUGACCUUUAAGCUUCGAUAUGACCGCAAACUACCAGGUUUAAUACGCGACGUGAAUGUUCAAGCUUAGCGACCGCGUCCGCGCAACAAUGCAGCACUUGCUAUGGGAGGGAUGGUACUAUUGCUUCUAGGUCAAUCAAUCGGGAAAAUAAUAUUGAAGCCCUCUUAAUUUUCAAAAAGAUCCAAUUUGCCCUAGGAUCACCGAACAGAUAAAAAUUUUAUAGCGGAGUUGAGCGGAGCUAAAAAAAAAUGAGCGGCAGUGGAAAAAGUGAACAAGAACAUGUACCACAAGUGAAAACCAGGAAGUUUUCUGGACGUUUCACGUUGCAGUCAUGCUAAUCAACGGCAAGGAAAUGUACAAGAAAGUGUGGUGCAAUUAGACCUAUUGUUCAGUGUUUUUCACAGUUCUGGUCAAGGGCAUCCAAUGACUAUUUUCUGUAAAAUAUCUUUUCGGAGAAGCAAAUAUUGCCUAAGAGCUUCUAUUACUUGAGGAAGGCUAAAAAUUUUUAGGUGACUGCUCCAUUCGUGUACAAUUGUCGAAGCUUUCCUAACAAAUUCCCGACGAUUUUCUGAAGUUUAAUUUUUCACAUUUCAUUCCCCAGGUUUGGCUAUUUUUCGUAGAAAAAGGAAACCUAAAAUUUUCGGACUCAAAAAUGUGAUGAAGGGAGGAAGUAGAAAAAUUGUCGCUUUCGUAAAACGUUAAAUUACAUCUAAAAUUUUCUGGAAAGUAAUACUGAAGCCCUAAUAAUUUCGAAAAGUCUUCGGUUGUCCUAGGAUGACAGAACAGAUGCAAAAUUUCUAGCGCCGUUGAGAAUGCAUUUCUAGAGAUCUAAAAGUACUCUGGAUAGCCGAAGAAGUAUUUUCAGGGUAUUUAGGGAGAAACCGUCGUUGGGUGCCCCGGAGUUUUGAAAAUAAUAAUAAUAAUAAUAAUAAUAAUAAUAAUAAUAAUAAUAAAAGAUAUCACGCACAUAAAUUUUUCUUUACCAUAUCUUCAGCUGUAUCUUCUAUUCAGCUGCAUAGCCGAGGCUAGAUUUUGCCUUUUUCCUGGGCGGAAAAUCCUCGUCCUCCCUCACCAGUUUGGACAACAUAUUGUUGAGUAAGACGUAGUUCUGGAAAGAACUGUUUAUUUAAUUAAUCUAAGCAAAUAGGUCUAGUAGAGUCAAGAACCUAUGCAAGCGGCUGGACGAAUAAUGUGACAGCAGCUGUGACAGCGAACGUCAGAAGAAUUCGAACUUGAAAACCAGGGCCGCCCUGUUGAAAACUUACGGACGGUCGCGCGAUCGCCUUUGUUUUCUGGCCAAAACUAACGCAGCGGACCCUCGCUCAGUGUCGAUUGACCUAGAAGCAAUAGUACCAUCCCUCCCAUAGCAAGUGCUGCAUUGUCGCGUGGACGCGGUCGCUAAGCUUGAACAUUCACGUCGCGUAUUAAACCUGGUAGUUUGCGGUCAUAUCGAAGCUUAAAGGUCAACAGUGUUUGUUGAUGAGCGAGCGAUUAUUGUGCAGUAGCGAUGGGUUUUGUGGAGCUAGCGAGCAAGAAGAAGAAGCACACGUUACCUGCAGAUUAGCCGAUGGCAAUUUGAAGCGGAUUCGUCGAUUAUUCUCAAAUUUAUAGCGCUUCGCGUGAAGGCGCGUGGAGAUGGUCCGUUUGUUUUGUAGCCAGCCUUUAAUUCUUCUUUAGUGGAUAGUACCUAAAGUUGCAAAACUCAACAAAAUGCCACUUUAACCGGCCAGGAAAGACAAGGAUACGUUCAGUUAAAGGUAUCUCAACUUUGUUUUGUUAUAUUUUGACUUUUGGACUAUUUUAGUUCAUGGGAGUUUCAACGACUCAUCCUAUUUUUUCCAUGUGAAUAUUAAUAUAUUCAUUAGACACAUACUAUGUCUGGGCCGCCUGUGAUUUCAGCUGCGGAGUUUUGAAAGACACAGAAGAGCUAAAACUAGAUUUGCUGAGUAGUGUAGAAUUGCUACAAUAACGCUCUGGUGAAACUGAGUUCCGUUCUAGAGAUAACAUUGAAAUGUCGGCUGUGACAUUACUUUAGGUCGAGGCUAACCUUGUAUAAAUGACUCUUCAGUGCUUGUCUAUCCAGCGACCGCGACGAAUUCGAAACUGGACUUUUGGUUUAUUCAUAGCCAGCAAAGAGACCAGUAGGAGAGGACCUGGGAACGAGGUUGGAUAACCACUCAAAUGAUCUUUAAUUUGAUGUAGGGUUUCAGGUAUCUGCAGUUUAACCGGAACGCACCACAUUACUCGCACGAAACACACGCCUGAAGGUAUCCAGUAGCCCUAAGUUGGUGAUAUCUUUCCUCUGACAGGUUGUGGUGCAGUGGUAAACGAUACAUUGAGAAGCCCUGGUUUUCCAAAUGUCUACCCACCCGAUGUGGAUUGUGUGUACAGGGUUUCUAUUCCGCAAGGCAUGGCGCUGAAAAUCACCUUUGAUUACUUUGAUUUAGAGAGCAGUUGGGGAAUAUGGUAGGCAUUAGACUGAUAAACACAAGUUAUGCGCUGAGAGAAACCCUUAACCUGAAAACCUAAACCUGUCGAUCUGUUGAUAACUUUAUUUUCUCUUUUUGGAAUCGUCAAGCUCUAAUCACAUCUAAGAAAAUCUUCUUUCGACCUCGUGUUUUUAGGAUUAAUACUGAUAUGAAUGAUAUCAUCGUAGCUAAAAAUCAAUGCAGAAAAGCAGAGAGAAAAUGGAGAAUUCUCAGAUGUCAGUCUGACCUCAUUCUGUGAAAAAGAAGGAGAAACUAUGUGCGCUUUCUUAAAAACAACAAAGCUCGGCAAGACCUAUUAUAAUGAUCUCAAUACUAGCAAAGUAAUGAUCUCAAACAUCUAUUGAAAGUAAGCAAGAAUCUCUUGAAGACUACCAGCACACCCGUUUUGCCACCGCAUAAGGAUAAACGAGAUUAGUGCCUUUCUCAUAAGAAAAAUUGCCAUUACCCGCCCCUAUCUUGAUAAUCAUUUACCACAAGCCUGGAGAGGUGGCUCCAGUGCAUCCAAAAUUGAUGUGCCAAUUUCCAAGUUUAAUUUAGGUGCGCGACUUGAUCCGUGAAUCCAGGUAGAACACGUCUUCCGUAGCUACAUGCAGACCCGAUUCCUUCAAAAUUAGUCAUUGAUUACCUGGAUAUUCUUUUACCCUAAGUAACCAGACUCAUCAGCUAUUCUUUGGAGCAUGGUGCCUUUCCAUCGUUGUGGAAAUAUUUCCCGUUCUUUACAUACAUAUCCGAUACAUAUUUCAUUCAAAGUAACAUGAGAACAAAAAUACAAAAGUAGCACCCUGAAAAGGAAGUUAAAGAGGUUGACCCCAUAUUAAAUAAGAGUCUAAAAGGGAGAAAAGUUUUAAAGAAAAGAGAGAAUUAUGAGAUACAGAUAUACGAUUUAAGAGAAGCUUUCUUGCCCUUUUCUGGCAUGGAGCCUGUAUUUUAAAACUAUCACCGUCGGAAACUUAAAAUUUGUUCCCAACUCACACCAAUGUGCGGAAGACAAAUAGCUACAACAUCACAUUAACCAUAAUUCUUAUUCCUCAAGCUACACUCUCAUUAUCGUACGUUGCAUAGCACGCGCGGACAUCGCUUUCCCGAAAGUAAAAAAAAAAUGAGGGGUAAAAUGGGGUAAAAUGAGCACAUCGUCGCCCUCAGGUUUGUUAGUCAGAUGACUAUUUCAAGCUACCGACGUAAAAUUAGGACUCUUUAAGAAAAGGGUAAGACAGGCUUUGGGAGGCUUAGGCCCAUAUUUCGAAUUUAGGAUACGGCACGGCGCUGGUUUGCCUCCUAUUUAGGCGGCAGCACUCAGAAAGUUCAAUUGACAGCCCACUCUUCACAGAGAUCAGGUAUCAGAGUGUAGAUCAGUAGAACGAAAAUGUACUUCUUAAAAAAACUCAUCAAAUCACUAUUGACGCGGGUAAGGGCCAGGAUCUGAGAAACGAAGAUUUCAAUAUAAUCCUUCGGUAAUUUAGUUACUCAUGUAAAAAUCUUAAGGUAAAUUAUAAGUUUGAUAAACUAGAGUUAAGAUAUGACACUCCUUGCAGCUACGAUUAUCUGGAGAUUGCAAAUGAAAACAACGUGACAGUUGAUAUAUACUGUGGCUGGGAGUCUGGUAGAGGUAUUGAUGUAGGAGGAACCGAAGCAAUUUUGACCUUCCGAUCCGAUGAUUAUAAUGGACGCGAAAGAGGAUUUUUUCUGUCCUUCACAGCGGUACAACCUUGUAAGUGUAACAAGAGCCUUUUUAAAACUCUCAUGUUGAAUAGGGCAUAAAGUACAGUUGGCUGCACCUUAGUUUCAGGCAAAGGUUAGCAUUGUUGACAAGGUCUUUUUCCUACUGAAAGCCCAUAUGGCCUACCUUUUUACUUUCGUUCCUCUUAAGUUUUGUAGAGGAGUGGACACAUCGUUGGUGGGGUGUUUUAAAUUUCGGUUUAGGAUGUCAAAUAAAAAGAGUAAAUUUAUUUAAAGGCCUAUGCAUGUUUUUCUAUGCAAUUGUGAAACUGAAUUGCAACUUUUUCAUGGUCUUGUUUUCUAUUUCAUUAUCUUUUGCCUUUUACAGCCCUGCCAAACAUUACUAUGCCAAUUCCAGGCACCGUUUUGCGGGCAUUCUCAGGUCGCUUAAUAAGCGUGUGUGCAGCGACUGGUACCCCUCCCGUAUUCACGGCAGUAGUAUGGAACGCUACCGUUCUGGCUAAUAAAACCAACACUGUGGACGCCCGAUUGUAUGAAGAGGGAAACUACUAUUGCGUAGCAACUAACAACUACGGAACGGACAGAAGAGUUAUUCCUGUUGUUAUCAUCGGUGAGGACUUGAGCUGCAAGAAGAAAAUCUAUUUCUUCCCACCUCAACUACUCAAACGGAGUAUUUUUAGCGAUCGACGGAGAUGAAACAGCCGCGAAAGCUGCACCCAGGACCUUCAACCGCUUCUAGAAGAAAUCUUGCGUUAACAUUUACAAUAUAUGAAAAAAAGGGAAUGAAUUUUUUGCCCUGAAUUGAUUAACUUUUUGUUCAAGUAAAAGUAAGAACUCCUAUCCUUAAUCGAAUCAUUAACUGAACAAGUGACUUCUAAUAAAACUGUUCUCAUGCUUCAUAUCUCAGUGCAUGUAAGGAUUUACAAAUAAAUAAGAAUAAUCCGAGGUGGUUCUGAGCUGGAACAUCCCAAAUCUCACCCAGCAGGUUACCGGCAGUUGCUUUUCUGCGUUUAAUGUCCUGAAAUGUCGACUGAUGUGGUUCGCAAAAUCAUUUUCGUUUUGCUCUAGGGUUGCAAGGAAGGGCUAUUGCUAGUAUAGACCCCUCUUACCUAGUUAAAAUUCCGUAAAAAUAUCUGCAUUCAAUUACCAAUGAGUACCUCAAUCUACACAUUUGUUACAAAUGUAGCAUUGAAAUCCAAGUUUUUUCUUCUUUUGCAGGUUGUGGCUCUGUUAUUAACAAUACUCUGAAAAGUCCCUAUUAUCCAAUGGACUAUCCUAGCAGUAUUGACUGUGUUUACAAGGUUUCUAUUCCAGGAGGCAUGGCCUUGAAAAUUGUCUUUCAAGAUUUUUUUCUACAGAAUCCUGGGAAUAGAGAAUGGUAAAUACAUGUAGAGUGAUCUUGAAAUUCCGCUUAAAGGCUUGCCUAUGCACAAAGAACUUUUAUUCCUCUUACACGUUCACCUGGUAAUAAGUUCACCUCCCUCUUGCACCAUUCCCUUCUUGUCUUCACUUUUGGAGCCAUAAGUCUUACUGUAGUUUUCGUUUUGUUGAUGCUCGAGUUAGAUAAUAUCCUAUAUACACCUGUAUCAUAUUAUAUCAUUUCACAUAUCAAUUCAUGUCUUAGAUUUAAAAAAAAAUGAAAAAAAUCCUUUGAAAGUAGGGCUUAAGAAGCCAGCGAAUUAAACUUUAGAAAAUGUGAAAAUUCUUGCAGCUUCGAUUAUCUGGAGAUUGCAGAUGAACAGGCUGUGGGAAUUGGCAAAUACUGUGGCUGGCAUUCCGGUAAGGAAACCAGUGUAGGUGGAAACAAAGCGAUACUGACGUUCCAUUCUGAUGAUUAUUUUGAAGCGAGAGGAUUUCUUCUGUCCUUUACACCGGUUCAACCUUGUAAGUGUAUUAGACAGGGCAUAAAAUAUUCCAUAAAAAAUAAAAAAGGCCAAAAGUUAAUAAUAAUAUAAAAUAUAAUACAAUAAAGUAUCUAAGAAAAAUACACUUGGCUGCUGCUUUACCCUGACAUGUUUGCGUUGAGAGUCUUUUUUGUACUUUAAGCCCACGUGGCCUUUUCUUGCUUUCUUUCUCUUAUGUGGAAAAGGACUUAUCGUUGCCCCUUGGAAGGUGUUUUGAGUUUAGGAGCCGGGAGGAUCUUAUAGAGACUUAGAGAUCUUAGAGUAUGCAAGUUGCAGUGAGCAAUUGUAGUUUGAAACAAAUUGAUUUUUUAUUGAUUUUUUUGUCAUUUAUUUUUUGGCUUUUUUAGCCCUGCCAAGCAUAACUUUGCCAAUUCCAGGCACAGUUGUGCGCACAGCCGCAGGUCACUGGAUGAGAAUUUGCGAAGCCACAGGAACUCCUCCGGUAUACACAGCAAUAGUGUGGAACUCUACAGUUCUUUUCAAUAGAAGUAACUCCGUAUACACAAGAUUUUAUGAGGAUGGAAACUACUAUUGCGUAGCCACCAACAACUAUGGAACAGACACAAGAGUUAUUCCUGUGGUUAUCAUAGGUAAGAACUUCGGCUAUUAGUAUUUAUUCCGUGCUAUCAGAAGAGGAGAAAAAUAGCUAACUUCAUGCCGUCAUUUUCGCCCACUUCGUUGCUAUAUUAACAAAUUUACAUGGAUUAAAUAGGGAAUAGUACGGGAAGAGUGCACGCAUUUAGGCAUCCUGCUAAUGAAAAGUUACAACUUAUAAACUUUUUCGGUGCACCAAAUUGCCGUCUGUCUUCUUUACUACGCUUCCAGAUACUACUUUACAUCGUUAUGUUGAAGUGCCUGCAAUAUUGAUAUUCCAGUAAUUGUCCGAUGAGUGUGCUUGCCCUUAGGCCAUACGAAACAGAGCUGUAGCAAAAAAACGAUGUAUAGCCUGUGAAGCCUGGAAAGAAAAGAAAUGAAAUGCAAUGAAAUGAAAACUCUACAGCUAACAGGGGACACACAGACUAUAUACAUUUAUAAUAAGUACCGCUUAUAAAAGAAAUAUUAAAAAAGACUAUGUACGUUCUUUAUAUCUUCCUAGCACUAAAAUUAUUAAGACCUAUCACAAACACAAUACUUUUCUACAGUCGAAGUAUAUUUCCAUUAAUCAUGAUAUCCUAGUUACUAUAGUUUUCCUCGAUAGGGUGUGGCUCGGUUAUUAACAACACAUUGAAAAGUCCCAAUUAUCCAAUGGAUUACCCAGGCAAUAUGGACUGUGUUUACAGGGUUUCUAUUCGACAAGACAUGGCACUUAAAAUCAUCUUUGAGGAUUUUCUUCUAGAGAAUCCUUCGCCUCAAGAUGGCUGGUAAAUAUAAAAACGUAUAUAAAAAUUCAAUUUUGCUGACAGAGGCUUGGAAAAAUUGUUAGUCAGUUGUUGAUCAAUCACUGAAAAUAAAAGCAUUCAGACUCUAGCACGCUUGGACCUUUACUUUUGCAAGUUACACUCAAUUGUAGUUUACCGACAUCAUGAUUUUCCAGGAAAUCUCUCCUGUGUGUGUGUGAGUGUAUGUGUGUGUAUGUGUGUGUGUGUGUGUGUGUGUGUGUGUGUGUGUGUGUGUGUGGGGGGGAUGGGGGAGGUGGAACCACACGGCUCCUUGAAAAUUCGUUAAACAGGCAAGGCUCAAUGGCAGAUGUUGAAAUCUUAUUGGCCAGGAUUAUUGCUAGUUUUCCGAUAUUGACAAUAGCUCAGUGGGUUGAAACUGGAUUUAAAGAAACCUGCAUUUGCUCUCCUGAAAACGCCAGGAAACUUACGCCCGCUUUGUAGCCUACUUUAAAUGUAUUCCAUAAAAAUUGUGUUAUUUUCUUUUCUUUUAAGCUACGACUAUUUACGGAUUACAGAUGAGAACUCCAAUGAAAUUGGGAAGUACUGUGCACUGCUCACAGGAAGCGAAGUAUUUGUAGGUGGGAAGCAAGCAGUGUUAAGAUUUCAUUCGGAUCGUUCUCGCCAAAGAAGAGGAUAUGUACUCAUGUUUACUGCCGUUAUGCCAAGUACGUAACCAUAAUGCACGAUGUAGUUCAUCUAGGCCCAUGCAAACAUCGACCGAACUUCACGUGUGACGAACUAGAUGGUAAUAAGCAAAAACUUUCUCGUUAUUACAGGGUUCGUCGCAUGUGAAGUUCGACGUUUGACCGUGGCCUUAGAAUCGGAUCACUCUGAAACCAAAUCCCGAGUGGGCGCUCACUGGCACCUAAAAGGUCAGGCCGUAAACAUGGCUCGCUUUAAUAUUGUGCACUGCCGGUCAUUUAUGCCACAUUGGAACUCCUGCACUUCAUUUGCUGUGACCUAACGGAUUUAAUGCUUGUUGAUAAUGAUACUCUUGUUGAGUUAGAAUCUGCUUUAACGAACUUAAAAAACAAGCUUCUAAUUAACCAUUCUUCUGCAUAGCCCCGCCCAAGAUAAUUCUGGCAGACCAUGGUCCUGUUGUUCGCGCAUUUGCUGGUGCUCACUUUUGGAUAUCAGCGACUGGAACUCCUCCCAUAUUUAUUACUUUGAUAAAGGACUCAACGAUACUUGAAACAAAGACCCAGGACUUAGAAUUUGUAUUGCUUGAUGAAGGAAACUACAGCUGUCUAGCGGUUAAUAAUUAUGGAGAUCUCACGAAAGUUGAUUUCCGGGUCGUUUUUAUUGGUAGGUAUUAGCUCUGACACCCGAGUAUAUGUAGUUACUUUGAAUUCUCUUUUUUCACUGACUUGAUUAACUCAGCCAGCCACUAAUCUUAAUAAUGAACGUUUGGCAGCCGUGGUCACGAUGUAUUCGCCGUUAUAAGAUCUCUUUUCUCCCCUAUCACAAGCAGUUGCUGUUGUAGACACAACUGGAAUGACAACAUUAGUUCGGUAAAAACGGUUAUAAAAUAAUAAUAAAGAAAACAUUUAUUUUUUCAAUUUUCAACAGUUUUUCUGGUUAGAUUGCAGGGCAUACUGUAGUUCGUCAUGGACCGAAUCUUAUGGGAAUAUGUUUAAGUGCAAGAAUAUAACUUCACUCACUUACGUUCUAAAGAAAUGUGCUCCAACGACCGCCCAAGUUAUGUAAGUUAUUUCACAUCAAAAUAAUGUUGCUUUCCUUUUGUCUUCUCGUAAAUUACAAGAAUUCCCAUUUCCGAAUUGCAAGCAGGCGUGCACAAAUUAAAGCAAUAGCACCUAUAUGGCGCAAAUUCAAUCUCAACCACACACUUGAGUUCUGUCUGUCAACAUGAACCGGAAAUUUAAAGCCUUCCUGAGCACCGAUGAAACAAACAAUAACCACAGCUUGGUUUUUCAUACUACUAUAAUUCUGGUGCGGCGUUAGAGGAAAAUCUGUGAGACAAGUCGAUCGAGAAGUUAGGCGAUAUGGUGCUGAAACAGAAAUUGCUGGAAAACAAAAAUCAUCAUCUUAGCUUAGUGAGAUUCUCCAUAAAGCAUGAGCUUCAAAGGCGUCCCAACAACGAUGCAUUGCAUGACGAUGGAAGAAGUGUUAUAAACGCCAUCGGAGGAGAGGAAAAAGAGAAGGAAAAGGUAGUUGAUUAGUAAGAGAAGACCUGUUUUCAUUUGUAAGAAAGGAAAAUCAUUCUCCGUCGGAAAGGGUUAAAAGACAACUAACAAAAAACGGAGGGCCGGCAACGGCAAAAAGGAACUGGAAGAUGGACAAACCAAGCGGACGGUUACUCGGGGGAGGACGAAAUAGCAUACCAGUUGCUAGGAAAGUGAUCCAGCAUUUACCUUUGCUUUUGUGAUGGAGGCGCACAAGAAGGCGUGUAUGGCGAUUCCACAAUGAAUGUGAGUACCGAUGGUAUUGUUCAGGAAGAGUUGAUUGAUUCCGAGAUCAGCGCGUUAAUUGAUAGGACAGAAAGAUUU
Porites lobata is the source of this 13543-nucleotide messenger RNA. The record is from the annotation of a GenBank genome assembly. Lineage: Eukaryota; Metazoa; Cnidaria; Anthozoa; Scleractinia; Poritidae.